CCCUCGGGCUGGAAAGGGCCGCUCCCAGCCGCGCGCGCGGAGUGGACGCGCAGGAGAGGGAGGUCGGAACUUCACAACUCCGCGCUAGCGAUAGGGAGCGCGAGGGAGGCAGACGGAGACGGGGAAGGGGCGGAGAGGCCGAGCGCGGGGAGAGGCGGGGAGAGCGGGAGGCGAGCGCCGCGGGAGAAGGGGAGCGAGACCCUGCCGAUCGCGAGCUCAGGGCGGCGGAGGAGGACGGAGGCGCCCGGCCGUCCGGGAGCGGCGGCAGCAGCAGCCGGCGGCCGCCCGGAGCUCGGCGGCUGGAGGAUCCGUGGCCCGGGCAGCUGUGCCCUCGCCGAGCGGAGCCGAGCAGAGCCGCGCCGGGGCGCCGGGACCUCGGCGUCCUCCCUCGCCUCGUAGCCCCGACCUCCUCGUCCGCGCGGGGUGCGGGACCGGACGGGGCUCCCAGGUCCCGGCCGGCAGCUCCGCGGGGGCGCGCGCCGGAGAGCGGGUGGGUGAGCGGCCGCCCCUUCUUCUUCCCGCCGGAGUUGAAUGUGUGCUGCCCGUGUCCAGGUGCUGGGCCUCCGGACCGACACCGACCCCCCAUUCCCGCCCGCGGCCGCCUUGUCAUGCUGCCCAAAGUGGAGACGGAAGCCCUGGGACUGGCUCGAUCGCAUGGGGAACAGGGGCAGAUGCCGGAAAACAUGCAAGUGUCUCAAUUUAAAAUGGUGAAUUACUCCUAUGAUGAAGAUCUUGAAGAACUUUGUCCUGUGUGUGGCGAUAAAGUGUCUGGGUACCAUUAUGGGCUCCUCACCUGUGAAAGCUGCAAGGGAUUUUUUAAGCGAACAGUCCAAAAUAAUAAAAGGUAUACAUGUAUAGAAAACCAGAAUUGCCAAAUUGACAAAACACAGAGAAAACGUUGUCCUUACUGUCGAUUUCAAAAAUGUCUGAGUGUUGGAAUGAAGCUGGAAGCCGUAAGGGCUGACCGAAUGCGUGGAGGAAGGAAUAAGUUUGGGCCAAUGUAUAAGAGAGACAGGGCCCUGAAGCAACAGAAAAAAGCCCUCAUCCGAGCCAACGGACUUAAGCUAGAAGCCAUGUCUCAGGUGAUCCAAGCAAUGCCCUCUGACCUGACUAUCUCAUCUGCGAUUCAGAACAUCCAUUCCGCCUCCAAAGGCCUACCUCUGAACCAUGCUGCCUUGCCUCCCACAGACUAUGACAGAAGUCCUUUUGUAACAUCCCCCAUUAGCAUGACAAUGCCGCCUCAUGGCAGCCUGCAAGGUUACCAAACAUAUGGCCAUUUUCCUAGCAGGGCCAUCAAGUCUGAGUACCCAGACCCCUACACCAGCUCGCCUGAGUCCAUCAUGGGCUAUUCCUACAUGGAUGGUUACCAGACCAGCUCUCCAGCCAGCAUCCCCCAUCUGAUACUGGAACUUUUAAAGUGUGAGCCGGAUGAGCCUCAAGUGCAAGCCAAAAUCAUGGCCUAUUUGCAGCAAGAACAGGCAAACAGGAGCAAGCACGAAAAGCUGAGCACGUUUGGGCUCAUGUGCAAAAUGGCAGAUCAGACCCUCUUCUCCAUCGUGGAGUGGGCAAGGAGUAGCAUCUUCUUCCGGGAGCUGAAGGUUGAUGACCAAAUGAAGCUGCUUCAGAAUUGCUGGAGUGAGCUCUUAAUCCUUGACCACAUUUACCGACAAGUGGUGCAUGGGAAGGAAGGGUCCAUCUUCCUGGUUACUGGGCAACAAGUGGACUAUUCUAUAAUAGCAUCACAAGCUGGCGCCACCCUCAACAACCUCAUGAGUCACGCGCAGGAGCUAGUGGCAAAACUUCGGUCCAUACAGCUUGAUCAGCGAGAGUUUGUUUGUCUAAAGUUCUUGGUGCUCUUUAGUGUAGAUGUCAAAAACCUUGAGAACUUCCAGCUGGUUGAAGGUGUCCAGGAGCAAGUCAACUCAGCCCUGCUGGACUACACUCUUUGCAACUACCCGCAGCAAGCAGAGAAAUUUGGGCAGCUACUAUGUGGACUACCAGAAAUCCGGGCGAUUAGCAUGCAGGCUGAAGAAUACCUCUACUACAAGCACCUGAACGGAGAUGUCCCCUAUAAUAACCUUCUCAUCGAAAUGUUGCAUGCAAAAAGAGCGUAAGUUACAACCUUAGGAGCGCUGCUUUCCCAACAAAAAGAGAUUGGGGCGGGAGGGGGAAGAAGAACAGGAAGAGGAAAAAAAUACUCUGAACUGCUCCAAGCAACACUAAUUAAAAACUUGGUUUAAAGAUAUUGAAUUUUAAAAAGCAUAAUAAUCAAAUACUUAAUAACAAAUAAAUGAUGUAUCAGGGUAUUUGUAUUGCAAACUGUGAAUCAAAGGCUUCACAUCCCCAAAGGGUGCAUAUGAAAGACAUUGUAAUGGAGUGGAUUGAACUCACAGAUGGAUUCCAACACUGUGUCAGAAUAAAAAUGGACAGAACAAUUCUUGUAUAUUUAAGCUGAUCUCCGCUGUGAAGAAAUUUAGGAACUAAUCUGCAUUAUUAAUUAGGCUUGUUCAGUGGAGGGUUUGCAUUUACCGAAUUCCUCCAUGGUGAAGCUAGACUGAAACACUUCUGCAGAAUGCGUCAGCUGUACCCCAGCAACUCCUCCCUCUUCCUCUGAAGGCCCCCACACCUUCCGGCCUGUGACCACCAAAUCUGUACUAAGGACCUGUGGUCAGACAUGCCUGGUAGUAGCUCCACUAAAUCAUGAAUUCUGAAUGUCUGUGUUGUAGACCUGCAAACAGCUAAUAAGAACAGUCUAUAAAUAUGUCAGCUUGCCAUUUUAAAUAUGUUCUGGUUUGUUUUGUCACAUGUUCAUGACUGGAAAAAGGGCAGUAUCCCUCUUUUAUCAUAUAUAAGCGUUAAUUAAUAUUAAGGGAUAUGACUACCAAUUUUCAAAGCAGAUGCUCCAUAAUUAAAGCAAGUUAGAUCUUAUCUCUGCUAUUGUUGGUGAAGUGUGGUUUUGGCAUUGUUGAAUUUCCUAAGAAUGUCUGACCAAAAGGCUUACUAGGACAUGUCUGUCUUUUUAAUCGUCAAAAGUUUGUAUUUAUUUAAAAACAAGACAUUAAACAUCUUUUGCUGGGAUAUCAAAUAGUCACAGAUUUAAGUCGUUGAACACAAAAAGUGAAGCAUGUAAGCUAUGCAAAAUGAAAAAAAAAAGGAUGAACUGAUAAACUGACUCAAAGUUCAUUCUAGUUGCAAAUGAGUAUCUCCUAAACUUGGGAUGGAAACUGGUUUUUCACAUACAGCCUGGAAAGAUAUCAAAGUAAUUCAAAUCUUUCCCAAAGGGGAAAAGAAGAGAGUGAUACUGAUCCUUUAAGUCAUAGGCCAAAGUCUGCUGUAGAACAAAUAUCAGAGGACCACGAAUUGCAAACAAACUCUCCGAACAACACUGUCAGUAUUAUUAACAUGUAAUGCCACAGGUAUGAAAGUCUUGCCUUAUGUCAUGAUUCUAAAAGGUAGCUCUGCAGAUAUAGAUCAACGUUUGUUUGAAAUAAAGUAUUAAUACUUUAAAGUCAAAUAAAAAUAUAGUGUUUACAUUCUUUAGGUCCUGGGAGGGGGGUGGGACUGUGAUAUUACAAAAUAGCAAAAGCAGUUAUUUCUUUAAUGUUAUUUUUCUGAUUGGUAAUUAUUUUUAACAGUACUUAAUUAUUGUAUGUCGUGAGACACUAAAAUCAAAAACAGGAAUCUCAUUUAGACUUUAAUUUUUUGAGAUUAUCGGCCGCACAAUCACUUGUAAAAACUGUAAAAACUAAAAGUAUCUCCUAGUCCCUUAAUUUUUUUCAUUAAUGUUUCUGGCUUUUGAAUAGUUUAUUUAUAUUGUAUAUCAUCGUUUCAACUGUAGACAAUUAUGAUGCUAAUUUAUUGUACCUUGGUUUCACCUUUGUAUAAGAGAUAGCCAAGACUGAAGAAACCAAAUAUAUGUGUUUACUGUAGCAUGUCUUCAAGUUAGUGGAACAUAGUUCAGGGACAUAGAAGGGUCUUAACGAAUUAAAAUCAUCCACUUAAUUAAAUGUCUGUAAAUCUUCAUAAUUAUAAUUCUUACUAUAGCUUAUUUAAUAUUGAUUGUAAAUUAUGUGACCUAUAGCUUUCUCUGUUUUCAAGUAAAUUUAACAAGGUGGAGUCUUACCUGGUUUUUUUUUUUCAAGCAUUGUAAGUUGUAUACCAAAGAUAUUAGUUAUUACUUCAGUGUGUACAAAGAUUAUUUUAUUAUUCUUGUUAAUCACCUCCACUUGUCCACCUGAAGGGUACACCCUAGCCAAACUGGGUAUCGACUUAUCCCCGGGUUUCAGUCACCUGUGUUGUCUUCAUGGUUCAAAGGGCGAUGAAAAAUCACCUAUCAGAGCUCAGAUCCGAAGCAUUAAAGGGAAUGGCAGCAGCAUUACAUCCCUUAGUUAAAGACCAAGCUGGCUAAUGGCAGGUGGAGAGGAGUGGUACAGUCAAUGGCUAGUGAACGAGCUCCAUCACGUGUGUGUCGCACUGGGGAGUGAUUUGGAGAUUAGAAGAAUAGUUAUUGGGAUGGUCUUUAGUAUUGCAAAAGUGCCAGAUGUGUGGAUUCAUAAAAUCUGUUUUUUAUUACUUUACAUGUACAGUGCUCCUCACUGAAAUUAAACCUGAAAAAUGUCAGAUAUUGGUGUUGUUCACCAGGUGGCUUUGUACCCCGAGAGUGGUUUGCAAGUCGGCAACACAGCCACUUUCAUACUACUGGUGAAACCAAGGGCAGACAUUGGUAAGCAAGACAGUGCAACAGCAGCCUGUGGCCCUUCCGAGAUUGGCCAGUGAAGUGUUCUGAUGUGAAUUGUUAACCAGUUUGUAACCAGACAUUGACUUAGCCAACUGCCUUAUCAAUCACAGGAUUUAGUCUAAGCAGACUCAAAUAUUAAGGUUUUUGGCUUAGCUUGGUUUACGAUAGUUGGUCUGUGUUUGUUAACAGACAAUCUGCCAUGUCUGGAUAUUUGUAUUACGAUGUUUAGAGUGUAAAGUCAGAGUUACACAUUGACAUUUUCUUACUGUAUCAGUGAAAUACAUAUUGUCAUGUCAGUUCUUGCCAGGAAUUUCUCAACAAAAUGGAUUUUUUUUUCAGUAUUUCAAUAAAUAUUGAUAUGCCCAGCCUGAUAA
This is a messenger RNA of Cavia porcellus (domestic guinea pig), 5112 nucleotides long. RefSeq names its product nuclear receptor subfamily 5 group A member 2 (gene Nr5a2). Gene Ontology annotation, molecular function: nuclear receptor activity; zinc ion binding; RNA polymerase II cis-regulatory region sequence-specific DNA binding. Gene Ontology annotation, biological process: regulation of transcription by RNA polymerase II; tissue development; hormone-mediated signaling pathway. The transcript is spliced from 7 exons. The coding region runs from base 609 to 2114 and encodes 501 amino acids. Gene Ontology annotation, cellular component: RNA polymerase II transcription regulator complex. NCBI's taxonomy places the organism in Eukaryota, Metazoa, Chordata, Mammalia, Rodentia, Caviidae. The record is from RefSeq and is a predicted model, not a curated record.